GAUGCUGCGGGCGGUGGCAGCCGAGCGCAACAAGGAGCCUAUACUACAGGUGCUGCAGCAGUACGUGGACCCCGCACAGCGCGGGGUCCGCGUGCUCGAGGUGGCCUCGGGCUCCGGCCAGCACGCGGCCCACUUCGCACGAGCCUUCCCCCAUGCCGAGUGGCAGCCGUCGGACGUGGACCAGCGCUGUCUGGACAGCAUCUCGGCCACCACUCAGGCCCAGGGGCUGGCGAACGUGAAGGCCCCGCUGUACCUGGACGUGUCUUGGGGCUGGGAGCAGUGGGGCGGAAUCGGGCCACAAUCUCUGGACCUCCUGCUUUGCAUCAACCUAAUCCACAUCAGCCCCGUGACCUGCACUGAGGGGCUGUUCAGAGCUGCUGGACACCUGCUCAAGCCCAAGGCACUGCUGAUCACCUAUGGGCCAUAUGCCAUCAACGGGACAAUCUCUCCUCAGAGCAAUGUGGACUUUGACCUGACCCUCCGCUGCAGGAACCCAGAGUGGGGGCUGCGGGAUACAACCCUCCUGGAGAACCUGGGCCGGGCCAGCGGCCUGCUCCUGGAGAGGAUGGUGGACAUGCCAGCCAACAACAAGUGCCUGAUCUUCAGAAAAGAGUGA
Molecule: messenger RNA, 616 nt
Organism: Orycteropus afer afer
Lineage: Eukaryota; Metazoa; Chordata; Mammalia; Tubulidentata; Orycteropodidae
Gene: METTL26
Product: methyltransferase like 26
Source: RefSeq, a predicted model, not a curated record